Molecule: messenger RNA, 2582 nt
Organism: Empidonax traillii (willow flycatcher)
Lineage: Eukaryota; Metazoa; Chordata; Aves; Passeriformes; Tyrannidae
Product: coiled-coil domain-containing protein 30-like
Exons: 12
Source: RefSeq, a predicted model, not a curated record
AGAGCACCUCCCACCCCUUGGCCAGCCUGUGACCUCCUCCCAGGGAGGGCUGAGCCUCUGGACACACGUGGUUUUGUGGGACAGUGUCCCAGGGAGACUGACCCUUGCCCAGAACUGCUGCUCCCAGGAUUGAAUCCCCUUUGGAGCCUCCUGAGCUCUGAAUUACUAGAGAGCAACAAGAAGAAGGAAGAGCUGGAAAAGCAGCUCAGAGAGAGCAAUGAAGAGAAAAGGAUGCUGCUGGAAGAGAUUUCCCAGCUCAAGCGCAGCAUCCAGAGCGCCCGGGAACAGAGAGACCCUGGAGAGACCUGGAGGAUGAACCCAGGCCUGGAGCAGAGGGAGAGCAGGUCCCUCCCAUGGCAGAGCUCAGCAGGCAGUUCAGAUGGGAGCCUUAAACAGGGUGUGCCCGAGGAGAAGUUCCAGCAGCAGGAGGAGAAGCUGCAGCAGCUGCGCCAGGACCUGCGGCGGGUGCAGAACUUGUGCAGCUCUGCCGAGAGGGAGCUCAGGUACGAGAGGGAGAAGAACGCAGAGCUCCAGAAGCAGAACCUGCUGCUCCAGCAGGAAUGCACCAAGGUCAAAGCUGAGCUGAAACAGGCCCGGGCCAAACUCUCAGACUCCACGGAAACCUGCUCAUCCCUGUCAGCACAGUGGGAGAGGAGCCAGCAGAAGGUCCGGGAGCUGGAGCAGGAGCUCUCCAAGUGCUCCCAAGCUGACAAGCUCCAGAGCAGCCUGAGGGACAGGCUGGCCCAGGAGAAAUCCAGGGCAGGAGAAGCCCAGAAAAAGAUUUCAAAGCUCCAGCAGAAGCUGAAGGAUUCCCAGCACCAGCUCCUGCUGGCAGAGGCCCGUGUUUCUGACAAGAAGCUGCUGGAGGAGGAGCUGAAGGAGGCCCGGGAGAAUGAAGCUCGAGUGCGGCGGGAGCUCCACGAGGGGCAGCUGAAGAGGAAGCUCCUGGAGCAGCAGGUGGAGGAUCUGCGGCAGCAGCUCCGGCAUUCCCGGGACACGGAGGCGUCGCUGGCCAGGAUGCACGUGGAGCUCCAGGCCAAGACCCUGCACGCCCUGGAGGAUGAGAGGAAACCUGACCCUGCAGAGUACCUGCAGUGCCGAAAGGAGAACCAGAAGCUCUCGGAGCAGCUGUCCCUGCUGAAGGAGGAGAACAAGGCCCUUUAUGAGGAGGGUGUUCGGCUCCUGAACCAGAAGGAUCUCUAUGUGAGGAAAUACAACGAGAUGCAGCUCCGGCACAAGGACAAGAUCCGCAGGGCCAAGGAGACCUUCAUCCACGAGGUGAAACAGAGGGACAGCAGGAUCAAACAGCUGGAAAACGAGCUCAGCGAGUCCAAGCUCCAAGUGGAGAAGGGGAAGGUGCUGAUUGCCCAGAUCACCGCCGAGAAUGAGAAGCUGCUCCAGGAGAGGCGGCGGCUCCUCCAGAAGAUUUCGGAGCAGGAGGAGCCCCUUUGGAGCCUCCGGUCUGUGACUGCCCCCUUGCCCAGCAGAGGGAAGACCCUGGAGGAGGAGAACAAGCUCCAGCUCUCCGGUCACGUGCCUGCCUCACCACGCAUUCCCCGGAGCAGCCCCGCUCCCACCGCAGAGGACUCGAAGACCCUUCACGUCUCCGAACACCAACUCCAGAGUAAGGUGGUGCCACUUGCCCGUGCCAGUUUCCCACCCCGGGAUCUCCAGGAACCCUUCGGUGCCAUGAAGGCCCCUCAAGACACGAAGUCUGAGGGAGAGACCCAAAGCCAGGACUCCUCCCGGGGCCUGUCCCCCUCCCAGCCCUCAGAGCAGGGCUACCUGAACGUGGCCUCACCAGGGGACCCUGCGGGGUCCCUGCUGCAGGAGGAGAGGAGAAGUGUCAGCUCUGAGACCUUCUGAGCUGGAGAUGUCUGUGCAGAGUCACCUGGACUGCAGGACUGGGGCUCCUGCGCUGGGAAUGUUCACACAGUGUCACCUGGAGACAGGAUGGGGCUCCUGAGCUGGGAAUUCUGUGCAGUGUCGCCUGGAUGCAGGACUGGGGCUCCUGGUGCCACAGGAUGGCAGAGACUGCAAAGAGAAGAAUUGCCAAAUGGACUGACCUGGGGAUUUCUGGGAUAUUUUCCAGCUAAAUUAACCCUGAGUGUUGGGUUUUUUUUGUUUUUUUUCUGUUUUUUUUCCCCACUUCCCCUCUGUAAAUGUGUUUGUGUCAUCCCAGAGCCACUGGAGGCUGAAAUUUGUAGAUAAACUCAUAAACAUGGAAGAUGGGUUGGGGUGCAGUGUGUCCUCCCUCAACCCUAAUUCCUUGUCCAGGCCAAAUCUAUAAAAUUUGUAAAGAAAAGAACUUAUUAUUCAUUGGUUCUUAAUUACAUCAUUCUCUUUCAUUAGCCAGUAUUUUACUUCUAUUGGCUAUUAAUUCCUCACUUUCUGUGCUAAUUAAAUCCACAUUUUUAGCAUCUUUUUUCCUAGAAGGGGAUUUCCGGCACAUGAACUGAAUUCUUUGUUAAUCCUUUUCUACAUCUUCUGGUUUCUGCAAAAGGUCCUUGGUUAGGUGGGAUGUUGGGAAAAAUUCCUCCCUGUGAGGGUGGGGAGGGGCUGGGGGUGGAAUUCCCAGAGAA